Perognathus longimembris pacificus (Pacific pocket mouse) is the source of this 458-nucleotide messenger RNA. RefSeq names its product glutamate rich 5 (gene Erich5). NCBI's taxonomy places the organism in Eukaryota, Metazoa, Chordata, Mammalia, Rodentia, Heteromyidae. The record is from RefSeq and is a predicted model, not a curated record. Bases 1 to 168 code for a protein of 55 amino acids. The transcript has 2 exons.
AUGGGCUGCUCCAGCAGCGCCCUCACCAAGGCUGGCGACAGCAGCAGGGUCCGCAGUGGUGAGACAGGAGAAAAGAUGGAAACAGAGAUGGAGAACGAGAAAGCAAGCGGAGGGGCUGAAACAAAAGAGGAGGAAACAGAAGCUGUGGAUCUGUCAGCAGCCCCAUAGAUCGGGGUGGUGAAGGAGAGGUGUGCUGUCCUCUGUUACAGCCUGUGGUUAUGGAUCUCACCUUUCUAUAGCUCCAUGUUUUAUAGCAGGACUGUGCUUAGAUGUACACUGCUGGAACCAUGAGAAGGAUGUAGACUUCUUGGCUGUAUUAUUCCAUAAAGCUAAGCUGGAGACAGGUUUCUUAGUUACUUAGGAUAAUUAUACACUUACUAGUCAGAGCCAGUAAAAACUGGGAUAUAUUUUCAUUUAGGAGUGUAAGGGUGACUCAUUUAUUGUGGGAAUGGAAUAGA